AUGGCAAAGGAUGUAGUGACUAUCAAGAAUGAGGGCUUAAAAAUUGAUGAAGAUACUAACUGCAGGCAAACAUUAAUUGAUGCCCAGCUGCCUAAAGAAACAUCAUUUGAUUUCCAGAAAAAGCUUACUCUCUCUAAACAUGAGAAACAAGACACUGAUUCUGGCUCUGUUUUGGGGAACAAUGAAGCAUACAAAAAACUUUUAGAGAUGGAAAAGGAAGAUGAGCUUCUUGAUCAGUCUUUUCAAUCCAGAAGUUUGACCAUGGAAAAAAUAAGAGCAAGUCGACAACAUUUUAUCCUUGUCGCAUCAUUGCUUGAUCGGAUACCCAAUCUUGCUGGGUUGGCACGGACAUGUGAGGUAUUUAAGGCAUCAGGACUAGCCAUUGCAGAUGCAAGCAUAUUACGUGAUAAACAAUUCCAGCUCAUCAGUGUGACAGCAGAGAAGUGGGUUCCUGUCAUAGAAGUCCCAGUGAAGAGUGUGAAGCAUUUCUUAGAGAAAAAGAAGCGAGAUGGCUUCUCCAUAUUGGGAUUAGAACAAACAGCAAAUAGUGUACCGCUCGAUCAGUAUGCCUUUCCCAAAAAGACGGUACUGGUCCUUGGACGUGAAAAGGAGGGCAUACCGGUGGACAUUAUCCAUAUGCUGGAUGCUUGCAUUGAGAUUCCCCAAUUGGGAGUAGUUAGGUCGCUUAAUGUUCAUGUUAGUGGGGCAAUUGCCCUCUGGGAGUGCAAUUUUGUGACCUCAGCUGAAGCAAAAGUUCUCAUUAUUCUGAUGGACGAUGAACCUGUUUUCUCUUUCAAAUCAAAGCUAGCCCACCCUAGGAAAUCAGAUUUGACUCUGGAUAGGAUUGAGGAGGUUUCUUUGGCGUACAAAGAGAGAUUAAGGACUAGCCAUGACAUUUUCUUAGAAUCUCUGCUUCAGAAAGAUACCUACAACAAGCUCUAUAGCUACACUCAUUUGAUUAAUGGGUUUGCAGUCAAAGUUCAGUCUAAGGAGGUCCUCAGAACUCUGAAGAAUGCAACAGGAGUUAGAGCUAUCCAUGAAGAUGUCAAAAUGGAGAAGUUUACGACACACACACCCCAUUAUCUUGGGAUUCCUGCUGGUGUUUGGCCAACUUUAGGGGGAGCAGAGAGUUCUGGUGAGGGGGUAACAAUAGGUUUUAUUGACACGGGAAUAAACCCUUACCAUCCAAGUUUUACUGGUGGUUCCUCUACACGAUUUACAAACAGUUCCACAUUCAAAGGAAAAUGUGUCGCCGGAGAGCAGUUCCCUUCAACAGCAUGUAACGGCAAGAUAGUUGGGGCACAAUAUUUUGCUCGUGCAGCAAUAGCUGCUGGUGAUUUCAAUGCAUCACGCGAUUAUGCGUCCCCCUUUGAUGCUGAUGGUCAUGGAAGCCAUACAGCUUCCACAGCUGCGGGAAACCACCAAAUACCAGUGAUUGCCAACGGCUUCAACUAUGGUUAUGCAAGUGGCAUGGCUCCUGGAGCAAGGAUUGCCGUGUACAAAGCUCUUUACACAUUUGGAGGCUAUAUGUCAGAUGUUGUGGCUGCUGUGGAUCAGGCAGUGGAGGAUGGAGUUGAUAUAUUAAGCCUCUCCAUAGGGCCAUCUAGUGUCCCUUCUGGUCCUUCUGCCUUCCUUAAUGUGCUAGAAAUGGAGCUUUUAUUUGCUACAAAAGCUGGAGUUUUUGUUGUUCAAGCUGCUGGAAAUGGUGGCCCUUCUUCCAGUUCAAUCCUUUCUUUUAGCCCUUGGAUCACCAGUGUAGCUGCCUCCAUCAUCGACCGCAAGUACAACAACACAAUCAUUCUUGGGGAUGGACGAAGCUUCUCUGGCACUGGUCUUGCCCCUCCAACAGCAGGAGAACUGCCUUACCAUAUAGCUGCAGCAGCCGAUGUCUCUCAUAGGAACAUCACCAGUGCUCUAGAAGUUGAGAGCUGUCAACAUCCAGAACACUUCAUCUUAUCUUUGGUUCGAAACAAGCUGAUCAUCUGCACUUAUACCUUUGACUUCGAAUAUGAAGCUGCAAGCAUUGCAGCUGUUGCAAACACUAUACAGAAGAUAGGGGCUGCAGGUUUUAUAAUCACAAUGGAUCCUGACAUUGGUUCCGAGCAAGUCAAGAGUACCACAAUGACUAUGCAAGUCUCUGCCAUUAUAUUGAACAACAUGCAAUCUUCCAGAGCUUUGUGGGAGUAUUAUAACUCAAAUACUAUCAGGAGUAAUAGUGGACAAGCUGUGGGUUUUGCUGCUAGGGCAAGAAUAUUGGACGGAAGGCAAGCAUUCUUUACUGGGCAGGCACCAAUUGUUGCAUCCUAUUCAUCUAGAGGUCCUGAUGUGAACAAUGCACUUUUGCAAACUGCUGAUGUCCUCAAACCAAAUGUCAUGGCUCCAGGAUCCUCCAUUUGGGCUGCUUGGAGCCCCAACAGUGAAGGAGAUGCUUCUAUCAAGGGACAAAACUUUGCACUUGUAUCUGGUACUAGCAUGGCUACUCCUCAUAUAGCUGGUGUUGCGGCUUUAAUCAAGCAGAAGCACCCCAGGUGGAGUCCUGCAGCUAUCACAUCAGCAAUGAUGGUGACUGCCAGCGCAUUUGACCACUCUGGCUCUCCCAUUUUAGCACAAUUGACUCACCAACUAGCUCCUGCUACACCAUUCGAUUUUGGUGCUGGAUCCAUAAACCCAGCUCGAGCCAUCGACCCAGGACUCAUAUUCAAUGCUCGUUUUGAACAAUAUGUCCAGUUUCUUUGUGCUGUUCCAGGUGUAGAUGAAGGUUCUGUAAGACGAGCAGUAGGAACUGGUUGCCCAACAAAGAGAAGAGCAUGGUGUUCAGAUUUGAACACCGCAAGUGUGACAAUUUCGAAUCUAGUUGGGUCAAGAAAGGUGAUUCGACGUGUUACAAACGUGAGUAGCAGGAAUGAAGUUUAUUGGGUGACUGUGAGGCAACCAUCAGGUGUAAACGUAACUGUCUCCCCUCAAGUUCUUAUGAUAAACGGUAAUGCUUCAAAGCAUCUUAGGAUUGUGUUGACGGCAAUUAAGGCAACGAGAACUUACACAUUCGGAGAGAUGGUGUUGCAUGGAAGCAGAAAGCAUGUUGUUAGAGUUCCUAUAGCUGUUUAUGUCAGCACAUCGUUGAAAGGUUGA
Dovyalis caffra is the source of this 3129-nucleotide messenger RNA. Lineage: Eukaryota; Viridiplantae; Streptophyta; Magnoliopsida; Malpighiales; Salicaceae. The record is from the annotation of a GenBank genome assembly.